Molecule: messenger RNA, 1349 nt
Organism: Drosophila persimilis
Lineage: Eukaryota; Metazoa; Arthropoda; Insecta; Diptera; Drosophilidae
Product: lysozyme
Exons: 3
Coding region: 421-1242 (273 amino acids)
Source: RefSeq, a predicted model, not a curated record
UGCAAAUGGAAAAAUUUUCAUGGAAAUUAUUGUAUUAUUGAAAGCAAAACACUUGGAUGCAACAACAGAACGGCAGAUUGUGCGUUUUUAGGUCAAGCAGCGCCACCGCCACUGACACUCUGACACACAUACAGUGUGGCACCCGUAGGUGUUUGUGUCCAGCGGCCAGUGGCGGCGGCGGUGGUGCGUCUCACGCUGGAAUUUGUGCCUGUAUUGUGCCUGCAUCCGAGCUGAUCUCUGCAAGACAAUUUGCCAAUUUAGAGCUUAACGCAAUCAAAACUCGAGCGAUUUAUGCACUGUGAGAUAAUCUGUGGUCUUUACGGUUUGCGGAACUUGCGGAAAAUUUUCAAAUUUCACGCAUUUUCUGCCUCCCAAUAGACGUCCAAUCCUUUGCGGUGAGUUUAGAAAUUUUCAUGAUAGAUGUUUUUAUUUCGCACAGUCAACGGCGAGGCGAGUACCCCCAAUAUAUUUUGCAUCUCACCGAACAGGCCACCACCCCAAGCGUAUCGUCACGUCUUGUUGCGCCUCGCAGUGACACACUUAAGUUGCGUGCGAGGCUUUAAAAACCCAGAAUUCGGUCGCUACGCAUCCAGUGCCAUAGAAAUAAUUCCGCAGCAAAGUGCCCAGUGCUCGCAGUUGCCGCGGAAGGAAGCGCCACAAAGCCCCACCUACAGGAUUAGCAGUGGUCCCCCCUACAACAUUUGGACAGUCUCCUCUCACUCUCAUUAUAUCCCCAUAUCCAUGGCCAAUCAGAUGCACAAGAGUGGUGCCCUGGUCCUGGUCCUCAAUCUGUUGCUGCUGACGCAGUCGGAGACGGAGGCCAAGCUGCUGACACGCUGCCAGCUGGCCAAAGAGCUGUUGCGCCACGACUUUCCGAGGAGCUAUCUGUCCAAUUGGGUUUGCCUUGUGGAGUCGGAGAGCGGACGCAGCACGUCCAAGUCCAUGCAGCUGCCCAACCAGAGCGUCAGCUAUGGACUCUUUCAGAUCAACAGCAAAAACUGGUGUCGCAAAGGUCGUCGCGGUGGCAUCUGCAACAUCAAAUGCGAAGGUGAGUCGUCCGCCCACGCGCGCCUAGACGGUUGUAGUAUGAGAGAGAUUUGUAUUACAGAGUUCCUGAACGAUGAGAUCUCAGAUGAUUCACGCUGUGCCAUGCAGAUCUUCAAUCGCCACGGCUUCCAGGCCUGGCCCGGUUGGAUGAGCAAAUGUCGUGGGCGCACGUUGCCCGACGUCUCCCGCUGCUAGGACGGGCUGCCCCCAGACUUGCCCACAAUUUCCCCGAUCUGCUCUCUAGCCUUAAACGUACUCUACUAUUACUCUAGCGACUAAUUAAUAAACAGCUUAAGCCAUGA